AUGGUUAGUAACUGCAAAUUACUUGAUCAAUUUGAUCCGAAUCCUGUUCAAUACGUUAGAAAAUAUUCUAGACGAUACUCGGAAACAUCAUUACGUUCCUCGCAAAGUGAAGACGAAGAUCGAGAUUUACAAUCACGUUCUCCGAAGAUUUCCUGUCGUUCACCUUACUUCUUGCGUGAAACUCCACGUUACCAACCGAACCCCAAGAGAAUGAAACAAAAUUCAGAAAAGAUGAUAAAUCAACCUGAUGAUUGUUCAAGUUCAAUAGUGAGAGAUGAUAUUAUAAGGAAAAUGUCCAUUUGUUUAUCUUUUUAUGGGAAUUUUGUUCUGAUUCCCGCAGUCGAAAAGACAUUGAAGAAAAUCGAUGGUCAAAGAUUUACUUAUUGGUACGAAAUGAUGGAAUUUAUUGAUUCUUAUGAUUCACCGUCUGCAGAUGAACAUCGAAAGAAAUUAAUUGAUGAAUUAAUGCAAAACAUGCGUGAAUUUGUUGAAAACGAAGGAAUAUCACGUGAAGAUUGGCGCAAAAUGCUAUGUUCAAUACCAGAUGAUGUUAUCGAUAAAUUCGAUUACCGAUUAGAACAAACUAUGUUUGAUGAAAUUCUAAAUCUGGCUGAAAAAAAUCUAUUACCGUUUAAUUUAAAUAAGCCAUUUAUUUCUUUAUUAAAUUCCGCGAAAAAGUAUGUCAAAAAACAUAUUCGAAAAUGA
Messenger RNA from Adineta ricciae, 705 nucleotides. NCBI's taxonomy places the organism in Eukaryota, Metazoa, Rotifera, Eurotatoria, Adinetida, Adinetidae. The record is from the annotation of a GenBank genome assembly.